Messenger RNA from Cryptomeria japonica (Japanese cedar), 2216 nucleotides. Its product is annotated as mitochondrial carrier protein CoAc1. The transcript is spliced from 8 exons. NCBI's taxonomy places the organism in Eukaryota, Viridiplantae, Streptophyta, Pinopsida, Cupressales, Cupressaceae. The record is from RefSeq and is a predicted model, not a curated record. Gene Ontology annotation, biological process: transmembrane transport. Bases 925 to 1986 code for a protein of 353 amino acids.
UUUCCAUAUUUUCAAUUUUACAGUCCAACGACCGAACGCUCAUAAGCAUCUGCAUGAGGACAUGGACUUAAAUGACACUCCAAUUAAUGCGGUCUCCAAACAAAGAGAAAACGGAAAUAGUCGCCAUGCGACCUAAUUUCCCGACAAAUCGACAUGUGAGCGUUGAAGGUCGGCAAAGAUAAAGAGGACGAUUACUACUUGGCGAUUCUUAGCGAGAAGUUUCUCAGCACUUGUUUUUUUAUCGAUGACCAACCUGGUUUUUGAUGAAACGUUCUAAUAUUUAGAACUGAGGAAAGAGUAACCCUAGUAAAUCGAGUGAUUGAUGUCUCCGCCGAUAGCAGAUGAAGCAAAGUAUCGGUUAAUGAACAUUCAGAGGCUGCCAUUUCAGCGCCUUAGACUCCUGACUGAACGAUGGGAUAAAGAUUUUGCUCGAAUCGAGGCUGGGUAAUUCUAAUGCUAUUACUCAUCUCCCAAAUUGAGCCAUUUUUUUUUAUAUUUGGGUCUCUUGUUUGCAGCUAGAUGCGUCUCCAUUGGAGAUUGGGGAGGGAUAAGGAUGCUGAUACCGCUCGUAGAAAUUUCUCUACAUCAGUAAGUCGGUAUCCAAUUCCUUUCUUUUAUUUGCAGAAUUGAAAGUGGGUGUUAGUCAUAUGCUUUCACCAAAUCCCAAAGUGGGUAAUGUGAAACUCAGAAAGAUUUGCCAAAUUAGAGAUUGGGUAUUCAUAGAAAGAUUUAGGAGCUCGGGAUUUUGUAUGGUUUGUAGAUCGGGCAUUGGUAAAGAUGCUGUAAAUUCAUGGUGUUGAUUGAAAAUUUAUCCUAUUCAAUAAUUUUAUUGAACGUGCUAGAAGAUAGGAUUUUGAUUCAUUCUUCCAGCUUCGGUUGAUUCCGGUCCUAGAGAUCAAAUUUGGCUUGAAGGAAGGGUUGUGAAUGGGUUCACCUCAAGGACCUGCUAUGACAAAGGUAAGUUCUCCCAUGGCAAGCAAUGAGCACACAGCGCAUGGAAGUCUUGCGAACCGUGAUAUAAUGCCUGUUUAUGUUAAGGAGCUUAUUGCAGGAGGCUUUGCUGGUGGAUUUGCAAAGACUGCAGUCGCACCUCUGGAACGCACAAAAAUUCUUUUUCAGACAAGGCAUAGUGAUUUUCACAACCUUGGAGUGUGGAAGUCUCUGGGAAAAAUCUUACAAAAUGAAGGCGUCUUUGGGUUUUACAAAGGAAAUGGAGCUAGUGUUCUUAGAAUCGUUCCUUAUGCGGCAUUACAUUUUAUGACAUAUGAGCAAUAUCGCUGCUGGAUUAUAAAUAAUUGUCCUGCUAUGGGAACAGGUCCUAUUGUGGAUCUUUUAGCUGGAUCAGUUGCCGGAGGCACUGCAGUUCUGUGCACCUAUCCUCUGGAUUUAGUUCGGACCAAGUUGGCUUACCAGGUAACAAGUCCUUGCAUAACAGGACGAGAAAACAACCUCAAAUCCCAUUGUGUUAAGCCAGCAUAUCAGGGUGUUGCUGAUGUGUUUAGAAAAGUUUAUAGGGAAGGUGGAUUCCGUGGCCUCUACAGAGGAGUGGGUCCAACACUGUUUGGAAUCCUUCCUUAUGCAGGAUUAAAAUUUUAUGUAUAUGAAGAGCUUAAGAGUCGUGUGCCUGUGGAACAUCAAACGUCUAUUGCAAUGAAGCUUGCUUGCGGUGCCUUAGCCGGUUUGUUGGGACAAACAUUUACCUAUCCAGUGGAUGUUGUCAGACGUCAAAUGCAGGUACAGAGAAUACCAGUUAGUCAAGGCCAUACAACUUCCCUUCAGUUGGCAGAACCCCAAAUUAAUGGAAUGAUGAAAGGACUGGCUAUCAUUAUUCGAACACAAGGAUGGAGACAGAUGUUUGCAGGUCUGAGCAUCAACUACUUGAAGAUUGUCCCUUCAGUGGCCAUUGGCUUUUCUGCAUAUGAUGCAAUGAAGUCUUGGCUGGGCUGUCCACCUCGGGAAAAGACACGAGUUAAGACCUCAUUAUGAAAAAGACAGGUUCUGUUGGUACCUUCUUCUUGUGAUAACAAACCGUGAUAGUGAGUGAAGGGCUUAGUUAAAGGUCCAAAAUAUCUGGGAACAUGUUUCUGGACCUUAUUGCAGGAAUAGAUCAUUUACGAAAUAAGUGAAUGAAUACCAUUGAAGCUUUGUAAGAGAGUAACUGUGAAGUGGUUACCCUUUGCAGUUUGAUAAGAUGAUAACUGCUCACCUUUAUUGCA